This is a messenger RNA of Porites lobata, 276 nucleotides long. Lineage: Eukaryota; Metazoa; Cnidaria; Anthozoa; Scleractinia; Poritidae. The record is from the annotation of a GenBank genome assembly.
AUGGCGUCGAAGCCUCCAGAGCUGCCCAAAGAUACCCUCCCCAGUUGGCUAUGGUUGGAGUAUUGAGGACGGUAAACUGAUAGUUAACUGGAUAAGUGUUGUAAUUGUUGUUAUGCCAGUGUAAGAGGCGUUGUGAGCUGCCAAACUGUACUUGUCUCUCAAAGGGAUCAGUGUUUGGAUUCGUGUAGAUUACAAGACUGUGACUAUUUUUUAAUCGGCGUAAGAACCCAAUACUGGCUACCACAGAGACUGACGAUGAGGACGAUGAUUAGAUAA